UUGCCAAAAAAUUGAUGAGCGAAUCGGAGGUGCAGCAAACUAGUAAAAAGGGAACUAGCAGAAUUGUGAAAAUAAGUGUCUAAAUGUUGGUCAAUUUAUUUUAAAUUUCAAAUAUUUUUCUCGUGGAAUAAAAGGUAAAUUUGUUUCUGUCAAGAAUAUAAUUGAAGAAAAUCUACGUGGACAAUUUUGAACUGUAAAACACACAAGUAGAAGAAGAACGAUCAGAAAGUAGCUGAAGAAAAGCGCAGUAGCAGCAUUAUUGGCAGGGACCGAAUCGCAUUAGUUACCUGUGAAGAAAAAAAAUUGGGCGAAACAUAUUAGCCGUCAAACUUGGAUGUGUAUAGUGAGGAAAAGAAAUAAAAUUUUAAAUAAAUAAAAGUAUACCCACAAACUUCAGUGGAUUUUUUGAGAUAUCGUUAAUAUAAAAACAACAAAACGGCAGCGACUACAACAACUACUACUACGCCACCAGAUUCGACAAUGGAGAAGCCGAAGGAAUUGAUCAUUGAGCCAAAAGGCGAACUGCGCUUUGUAGGUCCCUUCACUCGUCCCGUUAUCACUGUUAUGAAAAUAACCAAUCCAACAGAUAACAUUAUACUGUUCAAGAUCAAAACGACCGCUCCAAAACGAUAUUGCGUGCGUCCAAAUUUCGGUUCACUCGAACCACAUACGCAUGCCAGGAUUGAAAUUUGUUUACAACCUUUUGUGUAUGAUCCCAACGACAAAAAUAAGCAUAAGUUCAUGGUACAGAGCCUGGUUGUGCUCGAUCACUCCGUUGAAGACUGGAACAAGUUGUGGAAAGAGUCAGAACCACAUCAGUUGAUGGAUGUGAAGUUGAGAUGUGUCUUCGAGAUGCCAACUGUAACGUCAGCCGCAGACAGCAGUGUUACUGCAGGCACCAAUGAAAUUGUAAAACAAGAAAUUACUGAGACAGAAAAUAAAGCAAUUCCAUUUCGCGAAGAGAAAGUAUCAAAUGUGCAACCAUCGGAUCAACGUGAAGAGUUAUUGUCCGACAUUAGGCGGCUGCGCGAAGACAAUGAGAAAUUGCUCAGAGAGAAGCGUCAUCUUACGGAUGAAAUCGUCAAAGUACGGGAUUCAUAUUCGAAACCGAUGUACGAUCAGGCCUAUACACCUAUUCUGGGCGAGAAACAAAUUCCGGUGUUCUAUAUAGCGUUGUCGAUUGUUGCGGCCAUAUUUGGCUUUCUGUUUGGCAAAUAUUUUUGAAUGCAUACAACGCAUACAAAACUCUGAAGUGCUGACAUGUUUAUCUAUAAAAACAACAACUACAUAAAAUGAGAAACGCCGUCAUACACAAACAGAUAAACGAAGAAAACGAAACUAAAAAUGAAACUUAUAUAUAAAACCCAGCAACAGUAUAAAAGUAAAAAUAAAAACAACAAAACUUAGAAAGGAGGAAAUGAUCAAAUGAUUAAAGAUAAACAAAACGAAAAACCAACAAAAUAAAAAAAAAAUAACAAGAAAACAAAACAGCUAAAAAAUUAAUGAAAAUUGUUGAAAGUUUGUUUUGAAAUGCAUGUAACCAUAAACAUAAAUGGGCAUAAGCAGACAAAUGUACGAAAAAAAAACUUGAGAGAAAAAUCAGUUAAACUAAGAAACACUAUGAUUUGCAAUUAAAGAAACAAAACAAACGCGCUAAAAGAUAAUAACAGUCAAAGUAUCACAUUUAUAAUGAAAUAGCAAGCAAAUAUGUAUAAAGCUCGGUGUAAGGUAGACAAACGAACGGUGACUGAACAUAUGCAAGUGUGUAAGGAGGGCAAUUCAAAAUCUAUAAAUUGUGUGUGUUUUGUGUAAACGCUUGCAGAAUACACUUUUUUAGUAUAGCCAAAGGGCACCGAUUGAACGUUGGCACGGCAUUUAUUCAUAACUUUAUAUUAUAUAGCAACAAGUGAAAAGGAUUAAAACAACUACAAAAGAAUUACAUAUAAAAAAAGAAGUGAAUAAUUAAAUAUUUAAAAUAUGCACUAUAUAAAGCGUUAGGUUUAAUAUUUUAUUGUAUGUUUUUGGAUCAUGCUUGUAUAAAUAUAGUAGCAACAAAACGCUGUAGCAGGGUCUUCACCAUUGAGACUAUUUACUGAAUAGAAUAAAGAAGUACUAAUUAAUUUGCCUUUGCAGAUACGAAAACUUGUUCGCAUAUGAAUAUAUUAUUAGCAUACGUAGCUCUAACAAUGAAACCCAUCAUGUGGCAUUGAGCAUUUUUUGUUUUAAAUUUUUUUGUUUGUUUUGUUUUAAACAUUUCCUAAGUUAACAUGCAUACAUUCAAAUAUAAACACAAAUAAACAAUUUAUUCGAGCUUUCCCAAUAUUGAAUUUGAUAAGCAAGUCUAAUAAAUGUGAGAAUAUACAUACAUAUAAAUUGUAAGUUUGUAUUGUUUCCUAACUAUUGAAUUUGUAGGUCGUACCCUGAAAUGUAUGCUUACCAAUUUUUGUUUUUAAGUACGUUUUAGUUGUCCUCCCUUCCCCGUGCGCUCAAUAAAUGUUAUUGUUUUCACGUGUGUAGUGUUCUACGGAACAUGAAAGGUAAUAAAUAGGCAUACUUAAACCAAACGCUGUUCAGUAUUUGCACUUAUACCGCGUUUACUUGCUCUCCCAUAAUUAAAUAUGCCAUAGUAAAAUGUAUUCAACGGUUCGCCAUCUGUUAGUUUCGUGUAACUGUUUUUGUUCUGAAUACUAAUUAAAAUAAUUUUAUUCAAGUUUUGUGUAAUUUUGUUGUUGGAACUAUAAAAAUGCUUCGGUUACUUCGAAUUAUCAAUAGCGUUGUUUUAUAUUUAAUUCUCAUUUAAUUUUAAUGUACUAUAUGCUUUUGCCGAAAUGUAUGUAUGUAUUUUUCUUGUGGUAAUUUCCCACGUUUAAGUAAAUAAAUACUUCAUUUUAAUUAAAAUCAAAAAUCUUUAUUUAUUUCACAAUUAUAUUUUUUUUUUGGAAUAAAUAGAAUUUUCUUUUGAAUAAAAAGUUUUGUUUUUCAUUUGUUUAAAUAUUGAAUUUUUUUAAUUAUUAUUUUUUUAAUUAUUAUUUUUUUAUAAAGUUUUUAAAAAAUAAAUAUUUUCGUUUUGAAUAAAUAAGAUAAAAAUAAAAGUGCUACGCUUUCUGUGACACCUUAAUUUCCUUAAAAUUCAUUUUGAAGUAUUGUGUUUAUAUGGUGUUUGCUCACAGAUAUAUAGAGCAUUAUCUAUGUAUAUUGAUAAGUUCGUUUAUUAAUUCACAUUUGAAAUUUGGAAAGAUUUCAAAUUUUGUUAAAUUAAAAUUAAUAUUUAAUUUUUUAGAGCAAAUUAGUCUUCACUUUUAACUUUUCUUUCUUAAACUUGAAUAUAUUUAUAUAACGGUAAUUUUUUUUAUUAGUCUGAUUGUUCUUUUAUAGUGCUCAAAGUUUUUAAUAGCAGUUUUCGCUACAACUAUAUUGAGGACUUUGAUUUUGGGAGUCUUGGCGCAAAUGUUCCGCUGAUGAACAAAAAAGCUAAACUCAACAUUUCAUUGUUUUACAAUGCAUUCAUACAUAGCAAAAUAAAAAGUGAAAAUUUGUAGUUGACGACUCUUCUUCUGUUUUGCCGUGGAGAGACAACACGAACAUACCUUAACAAAACAUGGAAACUAUUGAUUGCAUUAUUUAAAUUCAUAUUUAUAUACAUACUUAUACAUAAAUAUAAUAACUGAAGAAAUAAUUUAAAUAAUGAAUGACGUAUAUUAAUGUAAUUUAAAAGAAAUAUAUAAAGCAAAUGGUUUUCUUUAAAUUGUUAAUUAAAAUGUAAGUGAAAUAUCAUUGAAGAAAAAUAUUAGAAAACUAAACAUCCAAUUAACAAAACAAAACAAAAAACUAGAAACAAAAAUCGCUUUGUUUUAUAACCAGCUAUUACAACAAACAACAUAAAAAUAAAAAGAGAAAAGCAACAAUAGCUGCGCGUAAAAGUGUAGAUACGCAGUAAUAACAUAAAUACGCUAUAAAAACUGGCAUAAAAAGUGUUUCCAUUCAACUUUUUGAAACUAUUAUUUAAUAAAAUAAAAGUAUAUUACCAAACUGAGACAAAACAAAACAAAAAUCAUACAACAAGUAUAAACAGAUGAAAUAAACCAAUAGAUAAAAUUAACGAAAACCCGCGCAGAAACGAAAUAUGCAAAAAUUACCUUAAAUAUAUUAUAAUAAAUGGAAAAUUACAA
Bactrocera neohumeralis is the source of this 4169-nucleotide messenger RNA. RefSeq names its product vesicle-associated membrane protein/synaptobrevin-binding protein (gene Vap33). NCBI's taxonomy places the organism in Eukaryota, Metazoa, Arthropoda, Insecta, Diptera, Tephritidae. The record is from RefSeq and is a predicted model, not a curated record. Gene Ontology annotation, cellular component: endoplasmic reticulum membrane; plasma membrane. Gene Ontology annotation, biological process: endoplasmic reticulum membrane organization. The coding region runs from base 481 to 1224 and encodes 247 amino acids. Gene Ontology annotation, molecular function: FFAT motif binding. The transcript has 7 exons.